Molecule: messenger RNA, 675 nt
Organism: Paramuricea clavata
Lineage: Eukaryota; Metazoa; Cnidaria; Anthozoa; Malacalcyonacea; Plexauridae
Source: the annotation of a GenBank genome assembly
AUGGAGGACAAAUUGAAAACCCUUAAACAGAAAUGUAAACAGUUGGAAGGAAAAAACUCAAAACUUCAUGGAAAAAUAGCAGCUCUAACCCAGAAUUUAGAAGCAAUUUCUAACAAAGAAAUUAAUGAAGAGAUCAAUGCUAUGUCAACAGACAUCCCUACAUCUAACCAGUACAUGACCUUACCUGAUGAAUCCACUCAUGAAAAUCCUAUUCCCAUUGAGCCACCCUCCAAUCAGGACUCAGACAUUCAACCAAAUGAAGAAAAACCUGCCGAAGAUUUAUCCACCCAGAUAAAACCUCUUGCUAUUGAAAAUCCUAAUUUACCUAGUCCAUCCAACACACCAGAAAAUCAUGCAGAGACCAUUAUAUUAUGUGAUAGUAAUGGCCGCUAUUUAAUUCCUUCCCUACUUUGUCCCACAAGCAAAACCAGCUACCUAAGAUGCCCUACCUUAAUGAAAGCAAAAGAAAUCCUGGAUAAAACCUGCUUUAGCAAUCCAAGAACAUUUAUUAUUCACACAGGAACCAAUGAUUUGGAUGUGGAACUCAUUCGCACCAAAUAUCCAGAAUGUCGGGUAAUUCUAUCUUCCCUUCUCCCCAGAAGUGACGAUUUAAAUAACAACGCAAUAGAUUUGAAUGAAACCCUUAGUAAAGCACUCUUGGCAAGAAAGAAUUAA